Didymodactylos carnosus is the source of this 1538-nucleotide messenger RNA. The record is from the annotation of a GenBank genome assembly. Lineage: Eukaryota; Metazoa; Rotifera; Eurotatoria; Philodinida; Philodinidae.
GUGAUUCAUAUAUGCCUUGAUCUAUCGAUCAGAGACUGUUAAGAAUGCACUCAGUGAACUCCGCAGAGGCUAUUUAAACUGAAAUAGUCGAUAUAUGAGGGGGGUGUAAUAAGUGUAUUUGUCCCAAGUGUAAAGUUCAAACAUGGCUAUUAUACCUUGAAUUCAGAAUUUUUGUGUUUUGAAUUUACAUUUUAUCAUUCUAGUCUCGCAUCUCUGGUAUAACAAUAUUGAUCGUACGAAUAGUAUGAUCUAGUCAUGAUUCUGUAAUUGCCGUAGGUGAAAGGUGCUCAUUCUUGAUUAAUAACUUGAUAAGGUCAGAUUUAGAAACAUUUUAUAGGUAAAUGUAAGUUAAGGCUAAGGAUAGGUAAAUAUACAGCUAAAAGAAUGCGUUAUGUUCAGAGUGCUUAAGAUUGAAAAGUAAAAAGAAAAACGACUUCAUUCGACAUAUGCAAUGCGUGACUCAUUUCACACAAAUAUUGUCAAACAAUUUAUGUGAUCAAUCCAGCAUGGGAUUAAACUAUCAAGAAUGAAGAAAUAUAGAGAAAGAAAAUAACUCGUAGUGACACUGUAGUUUAUCAAGUAACUUAUUAAAAAGUCACUGUCAUUUAGGCUUCUAAGCAAUGUAAACAUGGAUACGUCUUUAGCAGUUAAAAAAGCAGAGGAAUACAAUCAUUAUUUUCAAAACUAAUCAGUAUAUCAAAAAAAUGCAUUAUACAUUUUCAUUUAUAUUAGCUCCACUUUGUAUAUUGAUUUCAGCGAAAUGUCUGAAUGGGAAGGGUAUGCUGCACAUCAUGACUUCCAUCCUUUAUCUUUAGCUUGUAACUAAUUGUUAUUUAGAAGUGAUUAGUACGUUAACUACAACAACCAUUGCAUCUGGGGUCUACAGUCAACAGUCAUUUGUGCAUUUAUUAAGCGUUGGUGGUUAUGUUAUUAUAAGUGCUGGACGAAAUCCAUCAAUACCAACAGAUAUGAAUCUAUCUGAUCGUCAGAUUGAUCAUCGGACAGAUACGUUGAAAGCAGAUUUAGAGAAAAACUUAUACUUAUUCUCCACCGUACUUGGCGUUUAUGAUGGCGGUCGAGAAGUAAGUUUCUUUAUAUCAUUACAUGAUCGACGCGAUGAUUCGUUACACGAACGUCAACAAUUUAUGAAAAUGGGUACAAAAUAUAAUCAAGAUAGUAUCAUCUAUACAAAAGGCAUAACUGAUAAAUAUUUUAUGAAUGUAACACAACAACUAAUAUACACAACAGGGCAACACAUGGGAAAUUGGGUUCAAGGCAAAGGAUAUGUUGAAUUUCACAAAAAUGUAACAGAUAACUACAGCGAAAUUCAACUAUGCCCGACUCACUCGUAUGUAUUUUCAUUAAAUUUUAAUUUUACACAGAUGUUUGUACCAAUGUCAGCAACACCGCUCUGUGAUUGUACACUACCACAAUUGAUUGAAACUAAUGCAUUGGUCGAACAUCAGUUAGCAAAUAUCAAAGCCAAUCAAAGGCGAUUAGAAGAUUUAAUUGAUUUAGAAUUUGAUUUUACCAGUUGA